GAAACUCAAUCUCAAUGUUUUGUCUCCUUUCAACAUCUCUCCUUUUUUCAUGCUCACCUUUCUCCCUUUUAUACUCUUUCUUUUAGAUUGUGUUGAAGCCUAUUAAACAAUAAUGUCAAGUUACAUUAAAUAAUUUCAUUUAUAGGGGAUAAUAAUAUUAAUAAACAUCUGUGCUUACUGCGUUUCUUACAUAUAAGUUAUAACUAAACAUUUUUUAAACGGAAGUUUCUACGAUAUAUGUACAAAGUGAAAAUGUAGUAUUCUAAGGAUUUCUUAUUUUCCAAUCGAUAAUAUAACAAUUUUUAUGUUCAAAGUUAUGUUUUCAUGAAAGUAUACUCCCUUGGAGAAUUCAAAGCGACCCUGCAUAUUUCUCAAUUAACCAAAAAAAAAAAAAACCCAUAUUCGAACAAGAAUUAGGUUCAUUGUAUGAACCUUUAAUUCACCUCUUUUCUUGUUAUCAAUCAAAAUGUCACCUAAAUUAAUAAUAAAAUAGAUUAAUUUUAUUUUUUAAAAAAAUCUGAAAUAAUUAAAAAAAAUAAUAACGUCAAUUUUAAUGAUGUUAACGUCACUCACUAAACCCUAAACUUUAAAUCUAAACCCUAAAUUCUUAACUCAAACUCUAAACCUUAAACUCAAAUCCUAAACCCAAACCGUAAACCGUAAACCCAAACCCUAUAUCCUAAACUCAAAUCCUAAACCCUAAUUCCAAACGGUAAACCCUAAACCCAAAAUCCUAUAUCCUAAACUCAAAUCUUAGACUCUUAACUCAAACCAUAUACCCAAACCUAAUCCCUAGACCCUACACUCAAAUCGUAAACCCUGACCCAAAUACUAUAUCCCAAAAGUUUGGGUUAAUGUCAAUAUUGUUUCUUUAGGGUUUAAGGUUUAGGUUUAGAGUCUAGGUUUGGGUUUAUGAUCUAGGGUUUGAGUUUAAGAUCUAGGGUGUAGAGUUUAGAAUUUGGGUUUAGGGUUUAGGAUUUGGGUUUAAGAUAUAGGGUUUAGGGUUUAGAGUUUGGGUUUAGAAUUUAGGGUUUAGGUUUAGGGUUUAGAAUUUAAGAUUUAGGGUUUAGUUAGCGGUGUUGGCGUCAUUAAAAUAAGCGUCACUAUUUUUUUUCAAUUAGUUUAGAUUUUUUUAAAAAAAUAAUGUAUUUUAUUAUUAAUAUAUGUGAUAUUUUGAUUGGUAAUAAGAGGAGAGAUGAAUUUAAAGAUUUACCUAAGGGUGAACCUAAAGGUCUGAUUGGUAAUGGCUGUAGUUUUAAAAUUUUUGCUGUAGAAAAAAAUCUGUAAACUUUUUGCUGUGGCUUUAGAUUUUAUUGCUGUAGAAUUUUAUGGAAAGCACUAAAAAAUUGCUUUGGAUAUUUGGCUCUGCAGAGCACUUGUACAGCUGUAGGUUAUUUCAAGAGCUGUGGUUUCAAAAAAAAAAUUAAAGCUUGAUUGCUCUGAAUUUGGUGCUUUAGAAAUAAAUAGGGUUGUGGACAUCACCUACGGCAACUACCGAUCACCCCCUAAGUUUUGUUACCCGUAUUUUCAUCUUCUCUUAAUUCACUUUCCUUUUUAUUUAUUUAUUUUUCUCUAUAUAAGGUCUUCAAAUCCUUCUCUACUUCAUCAUAAUUUUUUCAUCUGCUCCCUCUCUCUCUUCCAUCACCCGCAAAGGGUUUUUUUUGGGCAACCAAAGUCUCAACCCUAAACUAAAAAAAAAACCAAAGUCUCUAUCUUUGAUCACACUAAUAUAAAACCCUAGUUAUCAACUCAUGGCAGAAUUUUUUUUCAAAAAAAAAAAACUCAUGGCAGAAUUCAAGAUAAAAUUCAAUAAAGGUCAUGCCUUUACAAGCAAAUACGUAUCCUUGGUGAAGGAACAACGAGCUCGUCUCUAUAUUCUCCGCCGUUGCGCCACCAUGCUUUGCUGUUGGUACAUCCAUGGCGAUGAAUAGAGAGUCAUUUGAGAUCUCCUUCAAAUUAACCUCUACAUAUAACUAAUUAUGUAUAUAGAUUUUCCUCUCCUUCCAUCUCUUUUUCUUGAAGCUCCAUUGAUGUUGAAGCUCUCUGUUUGUGCUGGUGGCGGCAUGGCGUGAUCCCUCUCGACAGAACUUUUGAUUUUCUCUCUUUUUUUGGUGCAAGACCCGGU
This is a messenger RNA of Brassica napus (rape), 2125 nucleotides long. Its product is annotated as small polypeptide DEVIL 22. Gene Ontology annotation, biological process: negative regulation of cell population proliferation. Lineage: Eukaryota; Viridiplantae; Streptophyta; Magnoliopsida; Brassicales; Brassicaceae. The record is from RefSeq and is a predicted model, not a curated record. The coding region runs from base 1752 to 1931 and encodes 59 amino acids. The transcript has a single exon.